Molecule: messenger RNA, 3583 nt
Organism: Conger conger (European conger)
Lineage: Eukaryota; Metazoa; Chordata; Actinopteri; Anguilliformes; Congridae
Product: reversion-inducing cysteine-rich protein with Kazal motifs-like
Exons: 14
Coding region: 163-2307 (714 amino acids)
Biological process (GO): blood vessel maturation; sprouting angiogenesis; extracellular matrix organization
Cellular component (GO): plasma membrane
Molecular function (GO): protein binding; metalloendopeptidase inhibitor activity
Source: RefSeq, a predicted model, not a curated record
ACACAGGCCAGCUCCGUCCGCACAAUUCGGCCUGUGUGUACUGCCGGAGAGAGAGACUGCAGACGCUUCGGUAACCCUGGAGAGAUGGUCUCAUGGAGCUUGUCACUACGGCGCAGUCCUCUUUAUGUUUUCGUUCACAAUGCACUUUAAGAUUUCAAUAAGAUGUUUCUGUGUUUUGAGAUCUUUCUUUUUCUCGCCUUCAACGUCCACGAUUCCGUUCAUGCUCAGGACUCCUCGUGCUGUCACCAUGCUAUAGAACUAUCGCCAUGUCGGGAGGCCUGUGACCAGGUAUACCUAGAGAAGUGUCAGGAGAUCAGCACGAACUGGGGCACACAGACCUGGCAGGAGUUUGACCAGCUGUGUGAGUACAACCCUGUGGAGUCAGACCUGGUCACCUGCCUGGCAGACGUCCGGGAACCGUGUCAGCUGGGCUGCAAGGACCUCACGUACUGCACCAACUUCAACAACAGGCCUACAGAGCUGUUCCGGAGCUGCAACACGCAGUCGGACCAGGGGGCUCAGAGCGACAUCGGGCUGUGGGCCAACGGCACCAUCAAGAUGCCCUUCAUGAACAUCCCGGUGCUGGACAUCAGCAAGUGCCGUCCGGACAUGUGGAGGGCCGUGGCCUGCGCCCUGCAGAUCAAGCCCUGCUACAGCAAGUCCCGCGGGAGCGUCAUCUGCAAGUCCGACUGCGUUGACAUCCUGACCCAGUGUGGCGACCGGAGGAGGUUUCACGAGGGACAGAGCCCGGAACGCAUCUGCAACCGGCUGUCCCCAACCGACGACCCUGAACGCUGCAUUCCCCUAGAGAGAUACCUGACCCCCAGUGCCUUGGGGAACAUCAUUGAGGAGGUGAUUCACCCCUGCAACCCCAACCCAUGCCCCAGUAACCACCUGUGUGAGGUCAACAGAAAAGGCUGCCAGCCGGGACAGGACUGCCUGCCGUACUUCUGUGUGCCAGGCUGUAAGCUGGGAGAGGCCUCUGAGUUCCUGGUCAACAUGGACGCCCUGAUCCAGGUGCCGGUGCACAGCGGGCAGGUGGGCUGCUUUGAGAUGUGCACCUGCGGGCAGAGCGGCCGGCUGGAGAACUGCGUGGAGAUGCCCUGCAUCGACACCUCCAAGACCUGCAUCGUGGGAGGCCAGAGGAAAAAUCACGGGACCUCCUUCAAGGUGGACUGCCACCCCUGCUCCUGCUUUGCCGGGGACACCAUCUGCUCCACGCGCCAGUGUCUGGGCCCGGAGAGCUCAGAGGAGGACCACCACCACUUCACAGGUCUCCCCUGCGGCUGUCCGGACCAGUUUGUGCCGGUGUGUGCGCAGAACGGGCGCACGUACCCCAGCGCGUGUGUGGCUCGCUGUGUGGGCCUGCAGGACAGUCAGUUUGAGUUCGGCUUCUGCCGGAACAGCAACCCCUGCUCCCCGAACCCCUGCCCCAAGAAUCAAAGAUGCAUACCAAACCGCCGCGUGUGUCUCAGUGACACCGCUGACUUCCCCUGCACGCAGCACGAGUGUGUGGGCCUCCCGCUCGUCUGCGACAAGACCCAGCUGGACCCGGCCUGCGACACGGCCAACAUGGAGCACUCCAGCCUCUGUCUGCUCUACCAAAGAGGGAAAACCCUGUCCUACACGGGCCACUGCCAGGACGCCUGCAGGAGACCCAGGCCGGUGUGUGGACAUAACGGAGAGACGUACAGCACGGUGUGCGAGGCGUACUCGGACCGCGUUGCCGUGGACUACCCCGGGCGCUGCCACGCCGUGGGGGCCGUGUCGGAGUACACUUCGGACUCGGGCUGCAGCGAGAUCCACUGCCCCCCCCUCUCCACCAGGGGCUGCAGCCCCGUCACCCCCCCAGGAGCCUGUUGCCCACUGUGUGCCGGGAUGCUGCAGAUUCUCUGGAACAAGGAGCAGAUGAACGUGUUCGCUGGGCUGAAUCAGAACCAGCCCGUGACGGUCCACGACAUCCUGAGGAUCCUGCGCCUGCACGUCUCCGUGCCGCAGUGCGACGUCUUCGGCUACCUGAGCAUCGACUCGGAGGUCGUGGUCCUCAUCGUGCCUGUGGACCAGCAGCCCACCCCCCUACAGAUCGAAGCCUGCAGCAAGGAGGCGGAGAAGAUCGAUGCGCUCAUAAACUACGGCAGCCCCACCCUGGUGUCGCACGUGCCCCUGUCCGCCUUCCUCGCCUCGGAGGUGAAGGUCUCCACCCUCAGCUCGGCCGGACCUCCCCCGCCCGCCGGCACCUCCCUCUCCCUCGGGCUGCUCCUCUGCCUCCUCCUGGCAGCCUCCUUCUCCAGCCUGGCGGCGGUGUAGCAGCGUAGCCUAACCCGUCGAAAAAAAAAAAAACAGCUUCUGACCUCUGACCUCUGAACCCGUACGGUUAUCGGACGUGACCGACGGGAAGCGUUUUUGUUUGUUUUUUUUUCUCCCUCCCCGUUGCCGUGACAAUCACACUCGCGCCUAACAGGGUCGAUAGUCCGUUUUAAGUAGAGAAAGACAAAGAGAGAGAGGAGCUGCUAAACUAUCGGCGUAUCGCCCGUGCUAGGGAGCUGACCUCUGCUUCUUUAAGUGCAGUUAAAAAAAGAAGAAGAAGAAAAAAAGCUGCAGUAUUGUAGCACUUUGACACGAGGGUAGAGACAAAAUGGCCGACUUUCUCUGUGGGGGGAGGUUGUUGUAUCAAACAGGGUGCUCUCAUCCAACACGGAUAUUUUUGUCCCAAGUCUCGGAAAGGCUCUAUUAUUGUCAUUCACAUCUCCUGGUUGUACACGUCUUAAUGUAAAUAAGAGAAAGGUUGGCGGUGUGUCGAAGGGAUUAAAGUGGAAACGCCAACACGUGACGAAAAUAUUAUUAUCCGUAAGCUCAACGAACAAAUAAGGGAUUCAUUUCCGUUUCCUAUGUAUAGAUAAUCAUGAAUAUGUUGUUUCUGAGAUGAAGAACUAUAGCCAUGCGAACGACAAUGACAAUCAUCGCUUUACGCCCUGUGUGGGUACUUAUGACCGUACGCCUCGCUUGAAAUAUACACAGAAUUCAUUUAUAAAGUAAUGCAAUAAUUUUUAUAAUGUUGACAUUAAGAAUCUGAGGUGUUCUGUAUUGAAAUUUUCGAAAGGGGAUGUACACGUUGCCAUUCUACAUGUUAUUAUUCUUGCAUGAUGACAAUUAUGAAGUGUUUUUACUCCAGAAUGUAAUAUACCGUGUGUCUCUUUUGUGUUGUCUCCGUGCCUAUGCCGCUAUGCCACAUGAAGUAUUCGCAUUGAUUCAGUAUUACUGUGCUAGGCAGCUGUGUAGUGCCGCUCCCUACCUGUGGGGGCGCCCUGGGGGCAGGGGGCGCUAUCCUGUCUGUUCAUCCCCUGUCUGUCUUUGUUCUAUGGUUUUAUUUUGCCGUUUUUUUUUUUGUUGUUUAAGUAAAUGUGAUCCAUAUUGCCAAUGUGUAUAAGCGUAUAUAUAAAGAUAGGCACUUAACUUUAAACAUCAGUCUAUUAUUGUAUAAUUUUGCCUCAGUGCCAGCGUUGAGCUGACACUCUGGGCGGAGUGUUCAAAUGCCAGCAAAAUUGCGUAUUUUAUUAAAUAUAAAAUUUGACUCUGAAAGACA